Molecule: messenger RNA, 7767 nt
Organism: Delphinapterus leucas (beluga whale)
Lineage: Eukaryota; Metazoa; Chordata; Mammalia; Artiodactyla; Monodontidae
Gene: BMAL1
Product: basic helix-loop-helix ARNT like 1
Biological process (GO): regulation of DNA-templated transcription
Cellular component (GO): cytoplasm; nucleus; transcription regulator complex
Molecular function (GO): protein dimerization activity; DNA-binding transcription factor activity
Source: RefSeq, a predicted model, not a curated record
CACCAGGGAAGUUCCCCCUGUAUUCUUUUUAACCUGAAAUCUGUGUUGGCUUUGGGGUGAUGGGGGAGCUUCCCCUGUCCUACUGAUCUGUUGUUGUUUUAGUCUCUGUAGAUUGUUAUGUAGACCCAGGCUUUAGGCUCUGCAUUUCAGCUUAACCCAGCAAAUGUUGACUGAGUCUUUACAGUGUAUAAGGUUACAGGAGAUAAAAAUUUGGGAAGAAAAAACCCAAUGCACCACUGUUUCUGAGGAGUUCAUGAACUGGGAGUGGGAAGGUAAGACACAUCUAAAAUUAAUGAUUAUUCAAGCGAGAUUAAGAAGAGGGCCCUGGGAGAAGUCCGCCCCACCCUGUUAGAGAAGGGAGGUAUUCCAUCUCAUUGGACAACUGGGGUGAGGGAAUAUAGAAAGGUGUUAAAGAGUGGUUGCUUUUGUCAGCACCUUAAGGCCUGGCUGAGAUAGACAUUCCCAGGAAAAGUGAAAGGCCUGAGUAGAGGAAGCGGAGGUGGAAGGACAUGGUGUAUGUUUGGGGUUUGGCUGAAACAAUGGGCUCAUGUAAUAGUGGUCAUAGCUAGCACAUUAUGGAGUGUAUCAGGUGCGAGGCAUGGUUCUAAGACCUUUAUCUAUAUUAGCUCAUUUUAUCCCUGCAGUGAUCCAAGUGAGGUCUUUUAUAAUUGUCUCCAUUUUACAAAUGAAGAAAUAGACAUAAAACAAUUUAUUAUCUGUCCAAGACCAUAGUGCUGUACAGCUAAGAUCAGACCCAGCUGGUCUGGCUCCAGAGUAUCUGCUUCUAACCACCAAGCUGUCCUGCCUCCAAUAUAGGGGAAGAACAGGCACUAGAACCAGAAAGGUGGGUAGACAUCCUAUCGUAGAGGCUUGGGGUACCAGUGUUUAGAGGUGCAGAGGUGGAAGAGGGGGCCAGAGACGGAGAUGAGAGGGAUCGCAGUGGUGGGUAUGGGGGAGUUUGUGAGAGCUGUGAGGGGCCACAGGAAGAAGGAGUUUCAAAAAGGGGGUUUGUCAGCAAGGCCCAGCACUGCAGAGAGUUCCAGGAGGUGAGAUCUGAGAGCAGGUCUGAGCCAGCGAAAGCUGAGAGGGCCUGGGAGAGAGGGGUUGGUCAGGCUGCAGACACAAAGGGCAAUGGAAGGGUUCUGCAGGGUUCUGACUGCGGUGCUGCUCACUCCAGGAUGCUGUGUAUUUUGAAGAUGGUGAAGCAGGUGCAGACAUUGGCUAUGAUUGUCUGUGUCCUCUUGUCAGUAGAAAGACGAGAGCAUGACAGAGAAGGGCAGGUGAGAGCUGGCACCGCUAAUUUGGCAAACUCAGUGGCUUUUCUGCAGCCUAAUGAUUUCUGAAAGCUAUUUGCUAUGCUCAGGCACAAGUGUGACUGCCUCAUCUGAAUGCUGUAGCAAUCACUGUUUUUCCUGGAAAAUUGGGCCCAUGUAGGCUCUGUGUGUCGUUUAUUUGAGUUCCAUUUUUAUAGCCUUAUUACCUUGUCCUCAUGGUGCAAGAGGCCUCUCUUUUCUGGAGCUUUGCUGUGAAAAUUGUUUCUUAAAAGGCACAAAGUGAUCUCUCAUCAUUGGGGUUGUGCUCUCUCCAGAGCAGUGCUUUUCUGCAGACUUUUCAUCACCCCUGACACCAGUUGUCAUGUUUUUCUGAUCAUUUGCAAUUUACUGAGAACUUUUAGGCUGCUCUUGAAUUUCACUACCUAGGUGUUUGCCACAAUUUCUUCUAGAAGAGUUUGUGCAUGUAAAUAAUCCAUUCAGUUUCUUCCUCUCUGAUAGGUGUCCCUACCAGUGACUUUGCCAGCACCUGACACCCAGUCUUGUCCUCUGGCCUUGAGUUGACAGUGCUGGUAAUUAGCAUGUAUGGAGCCUGAGCUGUUUCCAGGCACUAUACUGAAAGAUUUAUGUUCAUGAUCUUAAUUAUUCCCAGUCCCUAUAAAGAAGGUACUGUUACCCCCAUUUUACAGUUGAAGGAAAUGAGUCUUACAGAGGGAGAGUAACUUGCCCCAGGUCACACAGGUAGUAAAUGGCAGAGAGGGCCUCCACCCAGGCCUUUCUGACCUUGGAGCCCAUGUAGUCCAUUCAUUCAUUCAUUUAUUCAUUCGUUCAACAACAUGAUUGUCUACAACAUUCCAAGCACUGUUCUAGACCCAGGGGAUACGACAAAAAAAAAAGCAAAAAUUCCUGCCUUCAGCUUACAUUCAAAUUUGGGGAGGUAGAGAAAAAAAUAAUAAAUAAAAUAUACAGUACGCUAUAUGGUAAUAAGGACUGUGGAGAAAAAGAAAGCAAGGCAGUCAGCUAAGAAGCGUUGGGAGCAUUUUAAAUAGAGCAAUCAAAGAAGGCCUCAUUGAGAAGGAGACCAAAUUUUUAGGUUGAGUAGCAAACAGCCCCCCAAAUCUCAGCAUAUCAACCCAAGAAAACUUUUAUUUCUCAUAUAGAAAAGUUCCAAUGUGGCUGCUCCUGGUUAAGCAGGCAUCCUUCCUGGUGGUUAUUGAGGGACCCACACUUCUUCUACCUUGUGGCUCUGCCCUCUUCAAGGCCCUCAGAUUCCUUUCCAUUCAGCUGGAGGGUGAGGAAAGAGAGAGGACUUUGUGGGGAGGUUUUUAUGGGCCAGUCUGGAAGAAGCAUGCAUUCCUCCCACCCAGAACUCAGUCACACUCAGUGUACUCCUGACCGCAAGGAGGGCUGGGAAAUGUAGUCCAGCCAUGUGCUCACAAGGUAAAAAAAAAGAGUUUUGGUGAACUCAUAGUGUAGUGGUGAAUGAGGGGAAGAAGUGAGUCGUGGGUUUAACUGGGAUAGAGCAUUAGGCAUGGGAACAGCAAGUAAAGGUGGCUAAGGUGGCUGGAGUGGAGCGAGGAGAAGAUGAGGACAUGGUGGAAAGUGAAGGCAGGGAAGUGAGGGGGGCCAGGCCAUUAAGGUCAUUGUCGGACUUGGUUGCAUUGUGAGCGACUGAUCUGAGUUGCAUCGUGAAAGGCUCACCAUGACUACUGUGUUGAGGGAGGACUCAGGGAGAGAAGUCGAGUCUGUUGCCGUUCGUUAUCCAGUGAGUGGUGAGAGCAGCCAGGUCCAGAGUGGUGGUGAUGGUGGAGGUGCGGAGAAGUGUUGGAUUUGAGAUCUAUUCUGAAAGUGGAACAACAGGCUUUGCUGCGGGAUUGGUGGUGGUGUGUGACAGAAAGAAAGGAAUUGGGAUAGUUCUGAGAUUUUUGGCUUUUGCUUAAUGACUAUUAGGCUCACUCUCUACCCGCAGAAGUAAAAAGAGGGGGAAAGUUUUUGAAAAAAGAUAUCUGGACACCCUCUGGGCCCUGAUGUAUCUCGCGUAGCCUCUUCUCCUCCACAGUACUUUAGCACAGAUGGGCAAUUCUUUUCCACAACUGAGCUUUCAGACAGAGGGAGGACAUCUGUAGCUCCUCCCAGCACAGAGCCUGGAUGGAACAACUUUGGCAAUGGUCUCACAUCAUUGCCUGGGAUCUUUGGACUGAGUCUUGGGGCCCCUUGGACUGAUGUGGAAGGGACCCAGUGUCCCCCUGGGUAACCAAGAGAUAACCUGCAGAGGCCACUUCCAAUCCAUGCUGUGUGUAAUGUAAGAAUAUAAGUGUGUUUGGGAGUGGAAGCGGAAGCAGUUUUCCUGGUUCUUACUUGGCAAUCAUGACCCGCCAAGGCAGAAAUGAGAGAUGGAAUUUUUUAGUAGAUGGCGCUCCCAUUAGGAGCAUAAGGGGAAGAAAGUCUGUCUUAAACAGAGCAGGGUAUGAGCUGUGGCAGCAAAUAUCGCAUGCCUACUAGGUGCUGGGCACUGGCUGGGUAUUUUGGUUUCAUUGGAGAGGGAAACAAAUGUAUUCUUCCUGCCCUCCGGACAGAGUAGACCCACGUGGCUAGAUCAUACAGUGAUUUGCUGGAAGAAAUUAUAUUUACACCUGAGUGUUUCUUUCAUUUUCUUUUCUUUUUCUUUUUUUAGUGAUUGUGAAUGGUACUGUAUUUUUAAUUUCAGUGUCCACAUGUUCAUUGCUAGUAUACAGAAAAACAAUUGAGUUUUUAUUUUGUAUCCUACAUCCUAGAUAAACUCACUAAUUAGUUGUAGGCUUUUUUUUUUUUGUAUAUUCCACAGGAUUUUCUAUCUAGACAAUCACAUAAUCUACAAAUACAGAUGAUUUCUUCCUUUCCAAUCUGUUUCAUUUCCGUUUGUUGCCUCUUGUGCUGGCUCUUUGCUGAGUAAGAGUGGUAAGAGUGGGCAGCAUUGCCUAUUCCUAAUCCUGGGGGGCAGCAUUCAGUCUUUCACCAUUAAGUGUAUGGUUAGCUGUAGAUGAUUUUUGCACAUGUCAUUUGCACUUUGUUGUAUGGGUGUGGGUGGGACCAUGGGGUUUUCUGUGGUGUUUGGCUGAUAUAGGGCAGUUACUAUCUAAAAGUUGUCUAUCUUGCUCGAGGCAGCAAGCUUUCGUUGGAGCCUUUUUCGUCUGUGCUUGUUGGCAUCUCCAGGUUCUUCCGUUCCAAGUGAGGCAAAAAGAAAAUGCAGGCCACUCACCAUGGUGUCCUUCCUCCGGGCCUGAGGCCCCUCACUGGUCUGCCUUCUUCACUCCACCUUUCAGAGUCCUCUCUUGUUUGUUUUACAUAUCACGUGCAGGGGUUUUUGUUGUGCACAGCAGGUGGAAUAGGGAAAGGUGUGUCUACUGCAUCCUCCUGGAAGUGGAAGUGGUUGGGAGAAAUUAGAGGAUUGGGUUGAAGCCAGUGUGUGAAGGGCCUUCACGCCAGGGGUUUGACUCUGUAGGUGGCAGGAGGGAUGUUGGAGGUUCAACUCUGCAGCAGUGUGGAAGGAUGGGGAGGGGAGUGGCAGAGAGACCCGGAGGCUGGUGCCUGGGCCCAGGGAGGUGAGGAUGCAUUUCUGGACUGCGACAGCAGACGUGGGGCAGAAAGGAAGAAGGGAGAGUCCAUGCGGGCCACAAGGAAGUCCGAGGACCAGGUGGUGCUGGCUAGAGUGCAUGCUUUUGGACCCAAGCUUAACUUUUCAAAUGUGGAAUGCUAGGCCUUCAUUGGUUUCUGGAAGAAGUUGACUGCCUGAAAGGAAGCGACAAAACAUGAAAAUUGCUUUGAGGUGACCAACAAGUCCAGUGGCCCCUUGCUUCUCCCAAGGUGGAUCUGGGGUUUAAGAACCGUAACUUCAGAUGAGGAAACUCGGGCCCAGAGAGUGGGAGUGACAGCCCCAGUCACGUCACUUGGAGCUGGACCCCGACAGCGGGCACUGCACGGCCACCUUCAACUGGGUUUGCAGUUGGAGUCCCUUGCAAGAGCCACCCUGGUCGUCCUCCACCUUAGAAGAGCACGUAGAAAUAAACGUGCCUCUGUGCCUCCUUGUACCUAUUCCAGACUCCAAUGGCCGAACAGAGAAUGGACAUUUCUUCAACUAUCAGCGACUUCAUGUCCCCAGGUGCCACCGACCUCCUCUCCAGCCCCCUGGGCACCGGUGGCAUGGAUUGCAACCGGAAACGCAAGGGCAGCUCCACGGACUACCAAGAAAGCAUGGACACAGACAAAGAUGACCCUCAUGGAAGGUUAGAAUACACAGAGCACCAAGGAAGGAUCAAAAAUGCAAGGGAAGCUCACAGCCAGAUUGAAAAGAGGCGUCGGGAUAAAAUGAACAGUUUUAUUGAUGAACUGGCUUCUUUGGUACCAACGUGCAAUGCGAUGUCCAGGAAAUUAGACAAACUUACUGUGCUGAGGAUGGCGGUUCAGCACAUGAAAACAUUACGAGGUGCCACCAAUCCAUACACAGAAGCAAACUACAAACCGACCUUUCUAUCAGAUGAUGAAUUGAAACACCUUAUUCUCAGGGCAGCAGAUGGAUUUUUGUUUGUCGUAGGAUGUGACCGAGGGAAGAUCCUCUUUGUGUCAGAGUCUGUCUUCAAGAUCCUCAACUACAGCCAGAAUGAUCUGAUUGGUCAGAGUUUAUUUGACUACCUGCAUCCUAAAGAUAUCGCCAAAGUCAAGGAGCAGCUCUCCUCCUCUGACACUGCACCCCGGGAGCGGCUCAUAGAUGCAAAAACUGGACUUCCAGUUAAAACAGAUAUAACCCCUGGGCCAUCUCGAUUAUGUUCUGGAGCACGGCGUUCUUUCUUCUGUAGGAUGAAGUGUAACAGGCCUUCCGUAAAGGUUGAAGACAAGGAUUUCCCCUCCACCUGCUCAAAGAAAAAAGCAGAUCGAAAAAGCUUCUGCACGAUCCACAGCACAGGCUAUCUGAAAAGUUGGCCGCCCACAAAGAUGGGGCUGGACGAAGACAGCGAACCAGACAACGAGGGGUGCAAUCUCAGCUGCCUUGUCGCCAUCGGACGCCUGCACUCUCACAUGGUUCCACAACCGGCGAACGGGGAAAUCAGGGUGAAAUCUAUGGAAUAUGUCUCUCGGCAUGCAAUAGAUGGGAAGUUUGUUUUCGUAGACCAGAGGGCAACAGCUAUUUUGGCAUAUUUACCACAAGAACUUCUAGGCACCUCAUGUUAUGAAUAUUUUCACCAAGAUGACAUAGGACAUCUCGCAGAAUGUCAUAGGCAAGUUUUACAGACAAGAGAAAAGAUUACAACUAAUUGCUAUAAGUUUAAAAUCAAAGAUGGUUCUUUCAUCACACUGCGGAGUCGGUGGUUCAGUUUCAUGAACCCUUGGACCAAGGAAGUAGAAUACAUUGUCUCCACCAACACCGUUGUUUUAGCCAACGUCCUGGAAGGCGGGGACCCAAGCUUCCCUCAGCCCACAGCAUCCCCCCGCAGCAUGGACAGCACGCUGCCCUCUGGAGAAGAUUCCUCUGUUGUAGGUGGCCCAAAGAGGACCCACCCCACUGUUCCAGGGAUUCCAGGGGGAACCAGGGCUGGGGCAGGAAAAAUAGGUCGAAUGAUUGCUGAGGAAAUCAUGGAAAUCCACAGGAUAAGAGGGUCAUCGCCUUCCAGCUGUGGCUCCAGCCCAUUGAACAUCACAAGUACACCUCCCCCUGAUGCCUCUUCUCCAGGAGGCAAGAAGAUUUUAAAUGGAGGGACUCCAGACAUUCCUUCCAGUGGCCUACUACCAGGGCAGGCUCAGGAGAACCCAGGUUAUCCAUAUUCUGAUAGCUCUUCUAUUCUUGGUGAGAACCCUCACAUAGGCAUAGAUAUGAUAGACAAUGAUCAAGGCUCAAGCAGUCCCAGUAACGAUGAAGCAGCAAUGGCUGUCAUAAUGAGCCUCUUGGAAGCAGAUGCUGGGCUCGGUGGUCCUGUUGACUUUAGCGACUUGCCAUGGCCGCUGUAAACACUACAUGUUGCUUUGGCGACAGCUACAGUAUCAAAGUGCAUUACUGAUGGAGUUAUACAGUCUGUGAAGCUUACCGGAUAAGGAGAGAACAGCUUUUAUGUACUGUCUUCAUAAAAGCCAUCUCAGAGCCAUUGAUACAAGUCAAUCUUACUAUGUGUAACUUCAGACAAAGUGGAACUAAGCCUGCUCCAGUGUUUCCUCAUCAUUGAUGAUUAUUGGGCUAGCUGUGGAUAGCUUGCAUUAAUUGUAUAUUUUGGAUUCUGUUUGUGUUGAAUUUUUUAAUCAAUCAUUGUGCACAGAAGCAUCAUUGGUAGCUUUUAUAUGCAGAUGGUCAUUUCAGAUGUAUGGUGUUUUUACACUACAAAGAAGUUCCCCAUGUGGAUAUUUCUUAUACUAAUUGUAUCAUAAAACCGUUUAUUCUUCCUUGUAAGAAUGAAUCCUUUACUAUAAAUAUGGGUUAAAGUAUAAUGUAUUAGUUAAAUAUUUUUAAUAAAUGUUUCCCUUGUUCUAUAAA